Messenger RNA from Cyprinodon tularosa, 840 nucleotides. Its product is annotated as sorting nexin-4-like. Gene Ontology annotation, biological process: protein transport. NCBI's taxonomy places the organism in Eukaryota, Metazoa, Chordata, Actinopteri, Cyprinodontiformes, Cyprinodontidae. Gene Ontology annotation, molecular function: phosphatidylinositol binding. The record is from RefSeq and is a predicted model, not a curated record. The transcript is spliced from 7 exons. The annotation marks the transcript as partial.
UACCGUAAUGCAUCGUAUAGGCGCGCAGAGGCCCGAUGAGGAAGGAUGGCGGAGCCUGAGGACGGGAAGCGACGGUCGGUGACUUCUAACGCUGAGUCGGACCAAUCAGGACCUGACGGGAGCCUGGAUAAGGCGAUGCAGACAGAGGGCUCGUGCCUCCUGCGGAGGAUGGAGAUCUGCGUGUCUGAGGCGGAGAAGAGGAGCGGGAGGAACGCGGUGAGCAUGCAGGAGACCUUCACUGUCUACCUGCUGGAGACCAGAUCCAUGGAGGCGAUCGCUGAGGGCCUGAACCCCCCGCCUGACUGCCUGUGGAGGAGGUACAGCGAGUUCGAGCUGCUGAGGAACUACCUGAUAGUCACCUAUCCUUACAUAGUGGUGCCCCCCCUGCCUGAGAAGAGGGCAGAGUUUGUGUGGCACAAGCUUUCUGCAGACAACAUGGACCCGGACUUUGUGGAGCGCCGCAGAAUCGGCCUGGAGAACUUCCUGCUGCGUGUGGCCUCCCAUCCAGUUCUCUCCAAUGAAGAGAUGCUCUACCACUUCCUCACCAAGGAGCACGGCUGGAAGGAGAUGGUGUUUGAGACGGGAUUUCAGGCAAAGGCAGAUUCCAGGCUUAGAGCUUUAAACGCCACCUUCAGGGUGAGGAGUCCCCAUAAACGCUUAGUGGAGAUGAAACAUUACAGCGAUGGACUCCAGUCGCACACAUCUCAGCUGCUCCGAGCACGAACUGUAAGUUCCUAUAGCUCCUGUUCUGUUAGCUCCUGUUCUUAUAGCUCAUGUUCUGUUAGCUCCUGUUCUUAUAGCUCCUGUUCUGUUAGCUCCUGUUCUUUUAGCUCCUGUUCU